GCAAAAAAGUGUGCCGUGUGUGGUUGGUUCGCAGGAAACGGGAAAAUCUUUACGGAAAAGUACUCCCAAGUAGAACCAGUCGCAGCAGCAGAAAAACGUUCUCUAGCGAAAAGCAUCAACCAGCUAACAACAUAACCGAGCAGAUAAACAUAACACUGUCGGGGCUCCUGUGUCCUGUGGGAUCUUGUGAGUCGGGGCGUCUUGUGAGUAGGCCGUGAAAAGUGAGAAGCGAGCAAAGCGGCGAAUCCGUGGGCAGCGCGUGUGCCUGUUUUUCGUCCCUUUGCGCGGCCAGAAAGUGAGCAAAACUCGUCGGUUCCCGGCACCAGGGUGUGCGCGCUACCGUUGUACUCCGAAUUUCAUUUUGCUUCUCGGACGGAUGGUGGACAUGUCAUGAGAAUUAAGCGAAUCGAAGAUAGAAUGGAUGACAACAGUUCGCUCGGUCACCAGAACGGUGGCGGUAGUGCCGUUGGCCAGCUGAGCGGAAUCGGUGGUGUCGGCGGUGGUGGCCAGGGCGUUGGCGGCGGUCUCGGUGACAUGGCCAACAGUGGGUCCGGCAACGGCCUAGGCGGCAAGGGAGGAGUCGGGGUGGCUGGUGGGGCCGGCGGAGGUCUUACCGGGACCGGUAACUGCGAUGACCAGAGCAACAAGACACCGACUCAGUACUCGAUUCCCGGCAUACUUCACUUCAUCCAGCACGAAUGGGCACGGUUCGAACUCGAGCGAUCGCAAUGGGACGUGGAUCGAGCAGAGCUGCAGGCCAAAAUAGCCGUGCUAGUGGGCGAACGGAAGGGCCAGGAGUCGCUCAAGUCCGAUCUUAUACGGCGCAUUAAGAUGCUAGAGUAUGCCCUCAAGCAGGAGCGAGCCAAAUUCCAUCGGUUAAAGUACGGUGUCGAUCCGCCGAUGAACGAUAUCAAACCACCGACUGACGAACCGGGAAUCGGAACCGAAGUUGCUCCCGAUCCGGAGGUACCGUACAGUUCCGUGUCGAACAUUACUUGGCGGCAGGGCCGGCUGCUGUUACGUCAGUAUUUGCAGGAGAUCGGUUACACCGACACAAUCAUCGACAUCCGCUCGAAUCGGGUGCGUUCGCUGCUCGGACUGAACAACAACAGCGAGCAGGAGGAAAACGUCAAUCCGAACGUUAACGGGGGGACAGAGUCGAACAAACGUGCCAGCGAGUCUCAAGGACGCCGAACGCCGGCCAAGAAACCGUCGUCAGUGACGGAAGCGAUGAUACUGGACUCGGAAGCGGCGGUCAUAGCAAACUUUGAGUUCCUUGCCCGCGAAGAUGUGGAAAUGUCCGACGACGACGACGUCUCCGACGAGAUCGACGUCGUCGGUGACAAUGAUGAAACGGAUAUGAAAACGACCAAACGGAAAGCCAAAGGAAGCACUCUGAAUGACGAUAUUGAUGCCGAAGCAGAUGAAGUAAUCAACGAGCUAAAUCCACUAACAGAAGGUGAGGAUGUUAUUAUGGAUGACAGUAACAAGCUCGACUCUGGAGAUGAUCUAUACGCUGGCUACAACAAAACAGUAAUGCCGCGCCAUCCGACGAUACCGGGCAUCGGGAACGACGAGGAAGUGGACUCGUCACUCGGGGAGCUCGCCCAGCUGACGGUGAACAACGAGACGGAAUCGGGGUACGAUGUGUCGAACACGAAGGAACCGUACCGCAAGACGUGGAACGCAAAGUACACGCUCCGCUCGCACUUUGACGGUGUGCGGGCGCUGGCAUUCCAUCCGCAGGAACCGGUCCUGAUCACUGCCUCCGAGGACCACACGCUCAAGCUGUGGAACCUGCAGAAAACCGUGCCAGCCAAGAAGUCUGCUAGUCUCGACGUGGAACCGCUCUAUACGUUCCGCUCGCACAACGGCGCGGUGCUCUGCCUGGCGAUGUCGGCCAGCGGCGAGCAGUGCUACUCGGGUGGGCUAGACGGUGCGAUCAACUGCUGGAAUUUGCCGAGCUCGAACAUUGAUCCGUACGACAGCUACGAUCCGGAGGUGAUGCGCUGCACCAUCGACGGUCACACGGACGCGGUGUGGGGUCUGGCAGUCAACCACGCGAAGAACACGCUCGUUUCGUGCUCGGCCGACGGCACGGUCAAGCUCUGGUCACCGUCGGGCAAGAUUCCGACCAACAGCACCACCUUCACGUCUGAAACCGAGGGCAUUCCGACGUCGGUGGACUUUGUGAAGGAUCAGAUCGACCGUAUCGUCGUCGCGUACAGCAGCACGCACUGUAUCAUCUACGACACGGAGACGGGCAAGCAGGUGGUGAAACUAGAGGCGAGCCAGGAGAUGAGCGGCAACCUGGGCAAGCACAUCAACAAGGUAAUCAGCCACCCGACGCUACCGGUGACGAUAACGGCGCACGAGGAUCGCCACAUUCGCUUUUGGGACAAUGGCAGCGGCUCCCUCGUGCACUCGAUGGUCGCUCACCUCGACGCCGUCACCAGCCUGGCCAUCGAUGGCCACGGGUUGUAUCUGCUGUCCGGGUCGCACGACUGCUCGAUUCGCCUCUGGCACAUGGACAACAAAACGUGCGUCCAGGAGAUUACUGCCCACAGGAAAAAGUUUGACGAAAGCAUACUGGACGUUGCGUUUCAUCCCUCGAAACCGUUCAUCGCUAGUGCGGGCGCCGACGCCAUCGCUAAGGUGUUCGUUUAAUGCCAUAGCGCGCGCCUGACUGCGGGAGCGACGUGAAGGACACCCCCGAUUGGAGGCGGAAGAGUAGCAAAACAGAAAGGGAGUAAGAGAUGACCGAGCUCGGGCUGAUCACAACUCUGGCUUCAAAGAAAUGAUAUUGCAACGCGCCGCGCUGCGCCACCCAAAAGUCCGAAUAAUUCGUUCAAGUCAACGGACGGCGAAGGACAACGCCUUUUCCUUCGGUUUCGGGCCAACAAGUUAGUUGUGUCUUUUACUUUUCUUCUUCCCCUUGCUUGUCUUUUCUACUUCUCUCGUUUCCUUUUCUCCGUGAACGUAUAUAUUGUUUAUUUUAUUUCCGGAUCCACACGAUGCCGCCUCAGUCAGCGACAAAGGGGCGAAGAAAAGGGAGAAAAGUCUUUAAAAGAUGGGACAAAAGUGUUACGUGACCCCUCUAUUGAUGAUAGUACAUUGUGCAUAGAUUAACAUCAAUGCCUAAAGUCGCACGCUCUUCACGUGUCGUAUGUCCGUCGGCAUCGAGAAACUGAACUCACUCUCUGAACACUCUUGCGCCGCGUCCAAAGUCGGGGCAAAGUAAUAGAAACACGAUCCUUUUACUGUUAGAACAAUUGUAAAUUAGUAGCAACAAUGCGCAUCGUGCACGCGUGAGGGUGCCAGAGAGAGAAAGAGACAGUGGAAAUGGUGGAAAACUUCAUGCUUACUUAUUCCGACCUUAUUAGCGAAAUUUGACAAGACUCUUCGGUUUUUGCUUUUCCCUGGUUCUUGCAUAGCCCACUUGAUCGAAUUUUCACAAUCUCACUACAAUAACUGCUGAUCCUAGGCGCCGCAAAUACGAGGUUGCGUUGCGUGUGAUGUCUUUAGACCGGUGUACACGUGUCACGAGAAUGUCUGUAGCCGCUGAAUGCGCUGAAAGCAAAACAGUGAAAUACAAAAGGCAAACAUUUAACAAUUAAUGCGAGAAAUGCUGCGAUGAUAGGAGCGGAUGUUGCAUACUGGCAAUUUUGUUUCAGACCUGUUUUUAACGCCAUCCAGAUGGAGACACUAGCAAACUCCCUUCGCAUCGUCAGCAGCAUAAUAGACAAGCACCCGGGGAGGAAAGGCAUCGUAAUUGCGAGGAACACGUGCUAAAUUUAGGGAAAUUAACCGAGCGUGGUGGGUAGAAAUGAAAUUCCGCUUCAAAGUGGAUCAAUCAAAUGAAAUCAAAAGCAAGCAACGUGAAAGUGAACGUGAUUAUGUGCACACUCCGGUGGACACAGAGGGAGUGAUUGGCGCAAAAAGUAGAGCAAGAGAGAUAGUAAUCGAAUGACCUACGUUGUGCACGCGGUCAUGAAUGAUGGAGCAAACGUUGAAGUAAAGUCAAGUCCUAAGAGAUUUAAUCUUACAUUUAGGCGUGUAUGACGUGAGCGUAUAUAGGCAACAAAUAAUUGAAACUAAGAUAUUGAUAACACACCACGUGCACAUCGUGAUGCUUACAGGCGCGAGACGAGCUCGCGUGUAACAGCGGCGACACUCGAUCCGAUGGCAAUCGCAUAUACAAAAUCAUACACCCACACACUCAAACACACACAUACACACAACCCAGUCUACUACUUAGGUAUCCUUCGCGGAUCCCAGGGUUCCGGGAAAGGGAUGUAGCAGAUAACUGCUGCCAGUGGUAUUCGAUAUAAAAAAGGUUCCACUGCUAAAGGUAAAUAAAUCUCCGAAGGAACAUGUGAACGCAGUGGGUCAUUGUUCCGUACAUUGUUCGCAACCGGGGCGGACGGUUCAGUGCUGUAAUAAGAAGAAAUAUAAAAUUAGUGUAAAAGUGCAUGCAUACGUAUAGAAAUAUGCUCUGGGGCAAACACAGCUCACCGUCGCCACCGACCGCCCGGACCGGAUUUGCAAGCAUAUACAGAACCGGAGCAGAAGAAGCGCAUCGAUAUAGGAAAAGAGAAACCACAACAAACAUGCUAAACUAAAACAAAAUAAGUCCUCUUCGUUACGAUUCAAGCAGCAGCGAACAAAACCCGGUAAAAAACGUGAAGAACAGAACAGAAGAUACAGCAAAGACUAUCGCGAAAUUGAUUUAUAAAAAUUGUAUUUAUUUUACUCAACCUCUCAUCAAAGAAAACAAAAAUAUGUUGUUAUAGAAUUUGGUUUAUUAAUAAAGUGUAGAGUAAUUAUGAUUUCAA
Anopheles bellator is the source of this 4835-nucleotide messenger RNA. RefSeq names its product striatin (gene Cka). The transcript is spliced from 7 exons. Gene Ontology annotation, molecular function: protein binding. The record is from RefSeq and is a predicted model, not a curated record. The coding region runs from base 391 to 2667 and encodes 758 amino acids. NCBI's taxonomy places the organism in Eukaryota, Metazoa, Arthropoda, Insecta, Diptera, Culicidae.